Kockovaella imperatae is the source of this 1686-nucleotide messenger RNA. RefSeq lists its product as hypothetical. Lineage: Eukaryota; Fungi; Basidiomycota; Tremellomycetes; Tremellales; Cuniculitremaceae. The transcript has 3 exons. The record is from RefSeq and is a predicted model, not a curated record. The coding region runs from base 102 to 1655 and encodes 517 amino acids.
AUUGUUUACAUCAAUACUAUGAUUUUAACCCAGUCUCAAACAUCAAUGUUGAAGGGCCAUGGCCGCCAUCGGGCUCACUGAAAUUACUCGCAGCUCCCAGGAUGGAUCUGCCGCCAUUAGGCAGUUCGUCCUUUGUCCCACUGCUGCUCGCAGGCAUAGCAGACCAACCGUCAUUGCAAGGCUGGAAACCGGAUCCCACCUUGUUCUCCACAAUCCUCAUAUCGUUGAUUGUGAAUCGAGGAGCGCUGAUAGUGGAUGUCGACACGAAUGAGGAUGAUAGUCUAUCAAAGAGAAAGCAGAUUGCCCACGUCGCUUCCCAUGUCGCAGCGAUCACCAAUGGCAUCUUCGGUCGGUCUACCCAUCAUGCUCAUUUGAAUGCAGACACCACGCCUUCAUCUCUCCCAUAUCACUUCUUGACGACCUCGCCCGAGAGUCGGACGAGCGUCUCCGUCUCUCAUUCUCAUCAAGGAUCGAGCGAGACUCGACCCGUAGCCACCCGAAUGGCAUCGUCGUCAUUUAUGCGAGCAGCAACAACCACCACGAAUCGUCGCUAUGUUUCCGCCGCUUCACAACAAUUCGGUCCGGUCUCACCAUCGCGUACACCAGGAUUCUCGUCUCGUCUCUCAUGGACAAUCUCACACCCGCCAACACCGCGAUCGAUUUCAACUCCAGGUAUAACACCCGUGAUCACGCCUUCCGUUACAUCGAAAAUUUCGACUCUACUCCCAUCUUUACCAAAGACGGAGUCGCCGGAUGAGCUGAAGGUCACCGAGCUGGGCGCGAAUUUGCCAUACCUCCCCCAGGUCCUCAUCCUUACUGGCUUGGAGCACACGGACACACCGGUCUGGAUAAAGUUGAUGCAGCUUCUGAUCAAGCGCAAAGUCAUGAUCGAGUCGGAGGAUGGUGUUGAUCUCAAUCUAGAUUUGCCGUCCGAUUUCCUGCUUCUCUGGAUAAGGGAUAAUCAUAGAGAUGACUACCCUAGCUACUUGAUGGACCGAUUCACAUCAUGGACGAGUACGACCUCGGACAUACCCCUCCCUCCGGAAAUCCCUCGUUCCCCUCUCAUUCCCUCUGAAUACAUCUCCGACCUCACCGCGCUCUUACCUUAUACUCACAUCCACCCGUCUCUGCAGAUCCACAUCUCCAAUUUGCUCUGUGCAGUCUCAGCUCACCCUCGAUUGAGAUCCACAAUCACUGGUCGAAUGUUGCGCUACUUUUCCGACUUUGUCCGGGCUCAUCGGCUGCUCGCCUCACCUUUUGAUCUGCCGGCAAAUUGGCGAGCCAAGCUGCAUCGUCAGCCGGGCCAGGAAGAGGCCGCAACACGACCUGCGAGCCGUGGCUUUGGAUUGGGAGGAGGGGAAAAUGGUGUAGAUACUUGGGCAGAGAAGGCAGGUCAAGAACCUCACAUUCGAGAUCUUCGUCGGGUGAAAGAAGACGAGACCGACGGAGAGCCAUGGUAUGCUACGACUGCCAACGUUGGGGGUGUCUGGCAGUUGUGCCUUCGGCAUCGCGUCAAGGCUAGAGGCGAAAUCGACGAGAUCAUGUGGGUCGUUAAACGAAGUGCGGCAGAGGAAGAGACAAGGCUCAAGGGCAGGAGAAAGGUCCCCCAAAGGAUCGCCGAAAAGAUCCUCGACGAGCUGAUCGUAUCUGUAUGAGAGUGUACAUCCCGUCUACCAUCUAAUAUUG